GAGCUGAGCCAAUGACUCUGGGCUCCCCGGCAUCUCCAAAACCAGGAGCUAGCGCUCAGUUUCUUCCUGGAUUCUUGAUGGGAGAUUUACCUGCACCAGGAACUCCUCAACCACGUGCUCUAAGCGGCCCUUCAGUUGGUGUAACGGAAAUGAGGUCUCCACUACUUGCAGGAGCGUCUCCCCCCCAGCAACGGGUAGUCCCUACGCAUAAAGAUAAAAGUGGUGCUCCGCCAGUUAGAAGUAUAUAUGAUGAAUUAUCUAGCCCUAAACUUGGAUCAACGCCUCUGACCUCAGGAAGACCAGCCAGCUUUUCUCUGACACAGAGCCCAGUGGUUGGAGCUAUGCCAUCAACUCCUGGAACAGCUUCAAGCAUGUUCAGUCCUGCGAGUAUUGGGCAGCCUAGGAAGACUCCUCUGUCUCCUGCUCAGCUAGAUCCUUUUUAUACUCAGGGUGAUUCCCUGACUUCAGAAGAUCAGCUUGAUGGUACAUGGGUGACAGUAUUUGGAUUUCCUCAAGCAUCGGCUUCCUAUAUUCUUCUACAGUUUGCUCAGUAUGGGAACAUACUAAAGCAUGUGAUGUCCAACACAGGAAACUGGAUGCAUAUUCGGUAUCAGUCCAAGCUUCAAGCCCGGAAAGCCUUAAGCAAAGACGGGAAGAUUUUUGGUGACUCUAUCAUGAUUGGUGUCAAGCCAUGUAUAGAGAAAAGUGUGAUGGAAAAUUUGGAAAGAAGCUCUACAUCCUCAGUGUCUUCAGUUUUCACUCCACCUACAAAAUCUGUCGGCACACCAGUACAACCUGUAAAUACCACUACAAGGAUUUCUACAAUGAGACCUCUUGCAACAGCAUAUAAGGCUUUCACUAGUGACUAUCAGGUGGUUGCUGACAGACAGACUCCUAGGAAAGAUGAAAGUAUUGUGUCCAAAGCACUGGAAUAUGUGUUUGGCUGGUAAUGAACAAGAGGGCGUAACACCAAGUUGCAGGGUUUGAAAUAUGCUACUGGCAUCCGUGGUUAGUUGUGUAACUACUGGUGGGAGCAUUUUAACUUGCAUCUCACCUGUUACGCCUUCAGUCAGUUCAGAAAAAAUGUAGCUUGUCCUCUAAACAAUGGCAGUGCACACACAAACUAAGUUUACAAACUGAGGAAGUGUAGAUGUAAGUGCUUUUUUCC
Molecule: messenger RNA, 1168 nt
Organism: Eurypyga helias (sunbittern)
Lineage: Eukaryota; Metazoa; Chordata; Aves; Eurypygiformes; Eurypygidae
Gene: NUP35
Product: nucleoporin 35kDa
Exons: 8
Coding region: 12-950 (312 amino acids)
Biological process (GO): NLS-bearing protein import into nucleus; nuclear pore organization; regulation of DNA-templated transcription
Cellular component (GO): nuclear membrane; nuclear pore central transport channel; nuclear pore nuclear basket
Molecular function (GO): structural constituent of nuclear pore; phospholipid binding; single-stranded DNA binding
Source: RefSeq, a predicted model, not a curated record